AGGUCUCCAAAAUUUCCCAAAUCCUCAAUUCUAACCCUAAACCCAAACGACAGUGAGAAGAAGCAAAGGAACAACUCGAACCAUCAAAAACCAAUAGCAAUCAAUCAAUCAAUCAAACCCAAAAAGGUGUGCGUGUGUGGGUGCAGAGCAAGAAAUCAAUGGCGGAAGGUGGGGAGAAGAAGAGGGUUGUCGUGGAGUCGUUAGGAUGGUUAACGGAAUCCACCAUCAUGCCCAAAAAGAUCCGACCAAUUGAAGGCGUCGGUGCUUCUUCCAUCCUUGAGCUUAAAGCCCAAUUAUACAAAUCUCAAGAAGAGGCCAAACGCGUCGCCAAAGAGACCGUCCACCCUUCUGCUGCUGACCCGAAUUAUUCCCAUCUAGAGAUCCAUCGUGCAAAGAGGAAGAUAACUGCCAAGAACGUCUUUUCGUCUAAAAAUCAUGGGGUUGAUGCCAGAGAGGCCAAGGACAAGCUUGAGAUGAAAGCAAUCAAGGAUGGUUCAGUAAGCUAUGCUGCCUUAGAACGAAAGGCUAAGUUAUAUGAUAAGCUGGUGAGGGGUGAGCUUUCUGAUGGGGAGGAGGGAGAGAAGUACUGUGUUGACUUCUUUCGGAAGGGCCAGGAGCAGGAAGACUCUGAACAGCUUCAACGGCAUGACAUUUCUAACACAGAACCAAGAGAUGAAGAUGGAGAUGAUGAUGCCUCCCUACUAUCAGACACAAAAGCUGCAGGACUUGGCCAAGCUGGCACAUUUGACCGAAGUGAACACAAGCGUUUCGUUAUGGAAGUUCAUAAAGAAGCAAGUCAAGCAAGGGAAAAAGCAUCAGAACUCAAGCUACGUAGGCAAGAACAAGUAGCAGCACGUCGAGAAAAACUAAAGCAGGCUUAUCUCCGCAAGCAGAUUGAGAAAUUGAAGGCUUCCAAGACAGAGCAGACAUAGACCAGAGGAGGUUUAUUGUAGUCUCCAAAUGACGCGGGUAGAUUAUUGGUUUCUUACUGAUUGGCAAGCAUGGGCGUUUUGGGCCUUAAUGGCCGCAUAUUUGUUAUUAGUCAAAAAAAAUUGAAGUGGUAUGCAGUCAUAUUGGCAACUAACUGAGUUUUCGGUUAUUGAUUUUUUAUCUGUGUUAAUGAACUUACAUAUCUUUGAUCAUAUUUGACAAUGUAUUUUAUUUUUUUUUCCUAUUGCAUAGGGGAAUAUUGUAGAAAUCUAACCCACCCCUACCACAUGGAAAACUCUCGCUGAUACUACUUGUACUAGACUAUAAGCCUUGGUGUUUUGGCAAUGCAUUGAAUUUUAGAUUGUCGGAAUAUAUGUCAAAUAUUUUUUAAGGCAUGUUUGGGGAUGAGUUUUAUAAAAUGAGCAAUUAUUUGUUAUGAUUA
Messenger RNA from Solanum lycopersicum (tomato), 1372 nucleotides. RefSeq lists its product as uncharacterized. The record is from RefSeq and is a predicted model, not a curated record. Lineage: Eukaryota; Viridiplantae; Streptophyta; Magnoliopsida; Solanales; Solanaceae. Gene Ontology annotation, cellular component: nucleus.